Molecule: messenger RNA, 3446 nt
Organism: Xyrauchen texanus (razorback sucker)
Lineage: Eukaryota; Metazoa; Chordata; Actinopteri; Cypriniformes; Catostomidae
Product: tubulin monoglutamylase TTLL4-like
Exons: 19
Coding region: 139-3393 (1084 amino acids)
Biological process (GO): microtubule cytoskeleton organization; protein polyglutamylation
Cellular component (GO): cilium
Molecular function (GO): tubulin-glutamic acid ligase activity; tubulin binding
Source: RefSeq, a predicted model, not a curated record
GGCAGAUAGGCAGGCAGCACGAGGCGGGUUUCUCGAGCGCGAGACAACAGUAGAAAUCACCGUCAUACCGAGCCGUUGCAGAUUCUUCAUCUAUGUGUGUGCCUGAGCCCAUGCCAGGGGGGUGUGAGAUGGCAAUUAAUGGCCUCCAGUGGAGUUGAAGACUUGAGGAAUGGGGCAUCACGGCCAACCCUCAUCGUUCAAGCCAAGUCUGCUGUAGUCCAUUCACCCAAUGUUCGAGGGUCCUCCAACACUGAAAGAAAGAGAUCGCAAGGUGCUGCGGGUGAUUCGGUGUCUCAGCCUAAUGUGAGAGUUCUGUAUGAUCAGCCCUAUUGUGUCUCAGGGAUCCCCUCACAACGUGCCUAUCCACAUGUGCCUAUAGCCUCUUCCGCCUCAGGCGUAAUAGUCAACCGAGCACAGAGUACAAGUGCUAAUUCUUUAAAUGGUGCUAGUAACGGUUUAAGGGCAUACCAUCUUUUAUCUAAGAGCUUGCCACAUAUUAAUGCUGCUCCCACUGCAUGCCAUAGCUUCAGUCAAACAGAGCCGACUACCUACAACUGUCAACCUCACUGGAACCUUGCUUCAUUUAGGUUAAAGACAGGACUGCUAGGAAAACGGGCUUUUUCACCUCAGCUUUCUGUUUGUCCUGCCUGUCCCUCUCCACCUAAGUCCUUCUCUCAAAGAGCCUCGGUAGUAAUUGAUAAAACCAUGCCUGCUAAUCAGUCUUUGCCUUGGACGAGCAAUCAGCUCAGGGAUAACACCAAUGGAGUUGUACAGUCCCCCAAUGCCAAAAUUCCUUCAUACUCCAAACAAGAGACCUGUGACUUGCACAGCACUGCCACUAUUAAAUCUGGCUCUCACUGCAAUGGAACCAUUUGUAGAGGCCUCAUAGCUGAUGCAGCAAAACUUACCCAACCAACUUUGCAUUUGAAAGAUAAAUGCACAGAUGUGCUUUUGAAUCAUAGCAAGGCGGCCAAGGAUUUGCUUCAGCUUGAGAAGAUAUUACCGGAAAAUUGCAGAGAAAAAGUGCAUACCCUUGAAUGCAGUUCGGUGCCCGACACCGGUCAAGCUGCUGUGCUAAAACUCGCCAGAAACAAUGUACAUUCAAGACACAGGACACUCAAUGGCCUGAACAAGCAACCAGAAACCAACAUGAAACUUUUCAGCAGUUUAGGUGGUGAAAUAACCACAGGUAGUACUGCAACCAUCUGCCUUACUACUGAAGAUAAGGAAUCAUGUUUUGCACCCAUUGAAACCAACAGUGCCCAUGGUGCCAUUCCACAGAUAACAGGCCACAAUAUGGCCUCUCCUCAGUCACUGUCUGUGUACACGGUGACAAACCAGAUAUCUGCCAUUCACCUCACAAAGGAGGGGUUAUCUCAUGAGGACGCUAGUCUAUGCCCCAUGGAACUUAUAGGCGAGCAGGAUGAUGCUGAUGUUCAGAGACAAGAAAUGCUAAUAGAUGGUGAUGAGGAGGAGCUUCCGGAUAAGCUGGAGAAUAACUUCAGUGGCGAUGAUGACUCUGAUUGUGAUAUCUCCUCGACAACGUCCAUGGCAGCCUUGUCAAAUGUUGAGGAUCCUAUGAGUCCUGAUGUGGAGGGGGAUCUGGUGGAGAGAUCCGCUCUUGUGCCCAGUCUCUUCCCCCACAUGCCCCCCACCCUGUACUUCAGCACUUCCAAUGAAAGAGUGGAGCCGUUGCCUCUUGAACAGAGGAAGCUACUCAAAUGGAAGAUAACCACAGUCACUCCCAAUGUAGUGAAAAACACCAUCUCUAGAUCACACUUUAAAGCCACUAAAAAGAGUCAUGAUUGGCUGGGCUGCUGGGGUCACCAUAUGAAGUCACCAGGGUUUAAGGCCAUUAGAGAGUACCAGAAGCUGAACCACUUUCCAGGCUCAUUUCAGAUCGGGCGGAAGGACAGACUGUGGAGGAACCUAUCCAAUAUGCAGGCACGCUUUGGCAGGAGAGAGUUUGGCUUCUUCCCACGCUCUUUCAUUCUCCCACAGGAUAUCAAGCUUCUGAGGAAGGCCUGGGAGGAUGGAGGCAGCAAGCAGAAAUGGAUUGUCAAACCGCCUGCAUCUGCACGUGGAAUUGGCAUUCAGGUCAUUCACAAGUGGAACCAAAUGCCACGCAAGAGACCACUCCUUGUGCAGAAAUAUCUUCACAAGCCCUACCUCAUCAGUGGGAAUAAGUUUGAUCUACGCAUCUAUGUGUAUGUGACCGCUUACGACCCACUCCGUGUUUACAUCUUUAACGAUGGACUAGUCCGUUUUGCAAGCUGCAAGUACUCCCCUUCUAUGAAAACCCUCAGCAACAAGUUUAUGCACCUUACCAACUACAGUGUAAAUAAGAAGAACUCUGAGUAUCAGAGUAACAGCGAUGACAAGGCCUGUCAAGGCCAUAAAUGGGCUUUGAAGGCACUUUGGCAGUACCUGGGCUCUCAGGGAAUCAACACCACUCUCAUAUGGGAGAAGAUCAAAGAUAUGGUCAUCAAGACCAUCAUUGCGUCAGACCCAUAUGUGAACUCGCUGGUGAAGAUGCAUGUCAGUUCUCCCUAUAGCUGUCAUGAGCUAUUUGGCUUUGAUAUCAUGCUGGAUGAGAAUCUAAAGCCGUGGGUGCUGGAGGUGAAUAUCUCACCCAGCCUGCAUUCUAACACACCGCUGGAUGUCAGUAUUAAGGGUCAGAUGAUACGGGACCUACUGAACCUUGCUGGCUUUGUGUUGCCAUUGAGAGAAGACGUUGCUCCAUCCAGUUCCACUGCCAGCAGUUUAUGUGGAGAAGCACAAGAGAAAUGUAGAUCAGUCAUUUCAGUUGACGAGAAAGUAAAGAGAGCCUUUUAUCUGACUCAGCGCUUACGAGACCAGGAUUUCUUUGCCACAGUUCUGGACGUGCUGACACCUGAUGAUGUGCGUGUCCUGGCAGAGAGUGAGGACGAGUUGAGUCGUAAAGGAGAUUUUGAGCGAGUUUUUCCCUCUCACGCUUCCUCCCGCUACCUCCGCUUCUUUGAGCAACCGCGCUACCUCAACAUUCUCCUCAACCAAUGGGAGCAGAAAUACUGGCUCACCAGGAGCAAAGGUAUUAGUCUAUUAAAGGAUCUGUGUGAGAAGAAGGUGCACCUGGGUAACCUUGCAGAUUCUGUUCAUCACUGGUCUUCCAAGUCUUACCAUGGACACAGAUCUGACACCCACAGUUUAACAUCCUCCAGAUGUCAGCUGUCUGGAGUGGUGGUCAGUCAGAGAUCUGAUGCUGAAGAUGAUGACUGGUCUGAUCAUGAGGUUCAGUCAGUAUCUGCAAGUCUUCCAGACAUUAGCUUGUUGAGUACCAUUUGCCUGAGCCCCAGUCCCACCUCCAGCUCCAGUCUAGCCAGUGAUAGUCUGCCUCGCCACGAUGACCUUUGAGCUUGACCAUUAAACGCUGGCUUUCAAACAAUGCACAAGUAUAUGUACACAUG